Molecule: messenger RNA, 1674 nt
Organism: Carassius gibelio (silver crucian carp)
Lineage: Eukaryota; Metazoa; Chordata; Actinopteri; Cypriniformes; Cyprinidae
Exons: 4
Coding region: 82-1269 (395 amino acids)
Source: RefSeq, a predicted model, not a curated record
UCAUAUCUUGAGUCACACAACUUCGAGAGGUAUAUUGAACUCUGCUGCUUCGGGCUCCAACAAGUUUUAAGGUACACAAAAAUGGAAGAGCUAUGGUCCGCAGGAGCCUCCAUAUGGAGCGGAUCAAAUUUUAACAAAAACGACGGAGUUGCGGUUUUAAUUAAUAAUCCUAACAUCCUGGUGAAGGGCAGCACUGUGGUGAGCCCCCCUCGGUGGUUCCUGGGGAAACUGGAGAGGGCGGUGUUUUACUUCCUGUGGGGGUCCAAGUGGGAGCGCCUGAAGAGGGAGACCAUCAAGAAAAGGCCGGAGAACGGUGGAAAAGGCCUCCCAGACCCCCACCUGUUUUUAGGCAGCCGCUUCACCGCCCUGCACAUUAGUUAUGCCACGACCCCAUCCAAAGAAAACAAGACGGCUGCAAUGGCGCGAUUUUGGAUGGGGUCUUACCUACGAACACUGAAAAUUUUACCAGUGGACUUGAAAACCCCAGUGUCUUUUAACUUGCCCAAAGAGUACAGUUUUAUAAAAAAGUUUUUAAAGAAAUACCUUUUAGAGAGUGAAGAUGUCACCAUUUUAACUCAACACAAGUCUCUCAUCUCUGUUGUGCAGGACCGGGAACCGGUGAGUCCAGUUCCGGGCCUCACACCAAGUGAGGCCAAACAAGUUUGGCGGAACGCGGCUCACCCCGCUCUCCAGAACAGGCACAAGGACUUAUCGUGGAUGGUGGCUCAUGAGAUCCUCCCGGUCAGGGCGGUUAUGCACUCCAGAGGCAUGGCCAAAAACCCCAUCUGCCCGCGGUCCGGCUGCAAUUCCCCGGAGACCGUCCACCACCUGCUCUGGGAGUGCAGCACUGCGCGGGACCUGUGGGCCAAGACCGGCCCCCUGUAUUUCCCGUGCCUACCAGCGGGUGGGGCCCAGUUCGGGUACCAGCUCGCCAUCCUUGGGGUGGGCCGGGGCUUGAAGGACUUGACGGCACAGAAAUUUACCUCGCUCUGGCUCACCCUCAACGUCAUCAAGGAUGCCAUCUGGGCCACCAGAAACCUGCUGGUGGGGAAGCGCGUUACGGUAACCCUCCAUGCAUGCGAGCUAAAGGUAACAUCAAUGCUGCAGGGGUACCGGACGACGAUAUUCGGACGGGGGGGGCCGGGGUCGCACGGAGAGGGUCCCGGCAGGCACCGACCCUGGCCGCCCGUAGAUGCACCCUCACCACUCUGGCUACGGGAACAGCGGGCCAGCGGGCCGGAGGAGAGGGGAUCUCCGCUGAGUCCAUAAAGUAGCAUCUCAUGUCCCUGUUCUGGAGAGUGGGGUGAUGACCCACUUGAUAAGGACUCACCCCCGGUCUUGCACAACAGAUGAUUUUUAAUUGGUGUUUUUUAUUGUUUUAUCAUGAAAUAGGUUUUAUUAACAUAUAUAUAUAUAUAUAUACGAGGCUUGUUUGCUUUUUUUAAAAUUUGUAUUUUACUUUUGGAACUGACCGCACCUUUUAAACACACCUCAAUAAUGGACUUUUAAAAACAAGCAAAACACUGUGGUUUUAAUCAAAUGCUUUUUAACAAUGAUUGUUUCUUUCAUUUUACCAUGUGUAUUUAUUAUAUAUUAUAUUGCUUGUUUUAAUGUGUGAUUAAAAAGAAAAUGGUGUGUGAAAAAGAAAAAAUGCAAAUGAAAAAAAUGUAAAUG